Sander lucioperca (pikeperch) is the source of this 10868-nucleotide messenger RNA. RefSeq names its product insulin-like growth factor 2 receptor (gene igf2r). Bases 102 to 7604 code for a protein of 2500 amino acids. Gene Ontology annotation, biological process: lysosomal transport. Gene Ontology annotation, cellular component: trans-Golgi network; plasma membrane; late endosome. NCBI's taxonomy places the organism in Eukaryota, Metazoa, Chordata, Actinopteri, Perciformes, Percidae. Gene Ontology annotation, molecular function: D-mannose binding; insulin-like growth factor binding; signaling receptor activity. The record is from RefSeq and is a predicted model, not a curated record. The transcript has 51 exons.
GUGGUGCAUUCACUUCCUACUGAUUCGCUCCACCGCAGAUGGUAGACUCUGCCGUAUCAUGUCGUCUUAGUUAGGCUCCACAACUAUCUACCACAUUAAACAUGUUAUUUCAGUGUAAAUCUAAUCGUUGCUCGCCUCUGAAGCUGGUUCUUUGGUUUGUGGCGUAUCUGGGUUGUUUGUCGGUUCGGUCCGGAGCGAAGGCGGACAGCAGCCCGUGGUACCAGGACCUCUGCAGUUAUAAAUGGGAGGCCAUAGACCAGGAUAAUAAAGUGAGCUACACGCUAAAGCUCUGUGAGUCUUCACCACCAACCAGCUGUGGCCCCGCCACCGCUGUCUGCGCCCGGAACCUCGCCAGCAAAGCAGACCAGUCUGUCGGUGAGCUGUCCCUGCACAGGCUCUCUGGCAAGGUGCUGGAUUACAACAGCACAGAAAAAUGUCCGGGAAGCGACAACAACAUUCAGACCAGCAUCAGCUUCCAGUGUGGGAAAACCAUGGGGACCCCAGAGUUUGUCGCCGUGUCUCAGUGUGUGCAUUACUUUGAGUGGAGGACCUUCGCUGCCUGCAAGAAAAAUAAAUUCAAACCACACAAAGAGGUACCCUGCUAUGUGUUUGACUCGGACGGUAAGAAGCACGACCUCAACCCUCUGAUCAAAGUGAACGAUGGCUAUCUGGUGGACGACGGUGACGACACCAUCGCUUUCUACAUCAACAUCUGCCGGAAUCUCAACCAACCAAACACAUCGUGUCCAGUGGACUCUGCAGCCUGCCUGGUCACCAGUCAGGGCUCCUACAACAUGGGCUCUCCUACCAGACAGCUGGAGCUGCUGUCCAACGACAGACUGAGGUUACAGUAUGAAGGUUCGUCUCCUCCAGGCAUCUGUAAUGGACACGAUCCUGCCGUCACCAUCACUUUCAUCUGUCCAUCGAGCAGGCAUUCAGGCAGCCUUCCUAAAAUGACAGCAGAGUCGAACUGUCGUUACGAGGUGGAGUGGGUGACUGAAUACGCAUGUCACAGAGACUAUCUGGAGAGCCAUAACUGCAAACUGACCAGCGAACAGCACGACAUCUCCAUCGACCUAACGCCUCUCACAUUGAGCUCUACAGACCAUCCGUACUAUGCACACUCUGGGUCCAGUGACGGGGAUGACAGCUACACCUACUACCUGAACGUGUGUGGAAAGAUCACUACGGAUGAAUGUGGCCAAGAGCCGUUUGUAUCGUCCUGCCAGGUGAAGAAGACUGGAGACGCGAAGAAGGUGGCUGGAAAAUUUCAGAACCAGACACUACGUUAUUCAGACGGGGAUCUGACUCUAAUCUACCCAGAUGGCACCAGAUGCUCUACCGGCUUCCAGAGAAUGACCAUCAUCAACUUUGAAUGCAACAAGAAUGCAUCUAACAGUGGGCAUGGGACUCCAGUUUUUGCGGGGGAGACAGACUGCACUUACUACUUUGACUGGGAGACGGCAUUCGCCUGCGUCAAGGAGAAGGAGGAUCUACUGUGUCGAGUCAGAGAUAACCACAAACAUUACGACCUUUCACCCCUCACAAGAUACCCCGGGUCAGAUGUCGGUGGGAACUGGGAGGUGGUGGAUGCUAAAGCUCCAAAGCCGGACUCCCGUUUUUACUUAAAUGUCUGUCACAAAGUCCUCCAGACAGGAGCUGCUGCCGGCUGCCCACUGAAUGCCUCCAUCUGUGCCGUGGACAAGGAUCAUGGGCCCAUCAGUCUGGGCAGCUUCCUGUCAUCUCCCCAGAGGACUAAAAUAGGAAAUGACAUCAGACUGGUGUAUACUGAUGGAAGUUUUUGCAUCAAUAAAAAGACGAGGAUCCAAACUAUCCUGACCCUCAAGUGCAAACCAGGAGAUCUGGAGAGUGCUCCUGUCCUUCGUAGCGUUUCGUCUGACGGGUGUGUUUACGAGUUGGAGUGGUACACAGCUGCCGCCUGCGUCCUCUCGAAGAUUGAGGGAGACGACUGCAAGGUGGAGGAUCCUCAGGCUGGGUUCUCUUUCGACUUGUCGCCUCUCUCCAAAGCCGAAGGUGGCUUCUACAAUCUGACCAGCGACCACUAUAACUACUACAUCAACGUCUGUGGUACCGUCAAAAUUGGCAGCUGUCCUAAAGAGUCCGGAGCAUGCCAGGUGGAAAAGAGUUCGUGGAAUCUUGGGAAAGCAAACUCCCGUCUGUCGUACUACGACGGCCUGAUCCAGCUGACCUACAGCAACGGCUCCAAGUACAACAACAAAGAACAUACUCACAGAUCCACACUCAUCUCCUUCCUGUGUGACCCAGAAGCUGGAGCCGGAAAACCCGAAUUCCAGGUCGAGGACAAUUACACUUACAACUUCCGCUGGUAUACAUCCUACGCAUGUCCCGAACGGCCUCAUGAGUGUUUGGUGACAGAUCCCGACACUCUUGAGCAGUACGACUUAUCCAGCUUGUCACGCUCCACCUCCGGUAGCAACUGGCAGGCCAUGGAUUUGUCUGAGACCUUGAACCUGAAGAAGUACUACAUCAACAUAUGUAGGCCUGUCAACGCUGUACCAGGCUGCGACCGCCAUGCGUCCAUCUGCCAGAUGAAGUACAUAUCUGAGCAGGGCUCUCCAAAGGAGGUUGUAUCAGUCAGCAACAUGGGUAUUUCCAAGCGAGGGCCGAUCAUUGAGGAGCGAGGCCGCCUGCUGCUGGAGUUCACAGACGGCUCUGUCUGCAUAUCAGACGGCCAGAAGCUCACAUACACAACACGCAUCCACCUGGUCUGCUCCAAAGGAACUUUGUCAAUGGGGCCGCGGUUCCUGAUAUACCAGAACUGUACUGCCAACUUCAUGUGGGAGACAAGGGCAGCCUGUGCCAUCAAAACCACAGAGAAUGACAAUAGCUGCUCUGUGGUGGACCCCAACACUGGCUUUGAGUUCAACCUUCAGCUUUUGGCUUCUAAGACUGGGUACAAGACAAAUGCGAAUGGCAAGGACUUCCUGGUGAACAUCUGCUCAGACGUGGCGGAAUGUGGUCAGGGCAUGGCUGGCUGUGAGCUGGAAGAAGGGCAUCCCUCCAGCCCAGUGGGGGUGGAGAAGACCCUCCAGUACUCCACCGAUGGACUUCUCACACUAACGUAUAAGGGAACCCUGGAUGAGCCCACAGCAACUCGGGACACCUUCACCAUUAAUUUUGUGUGUGAUCCAAACUCUCACCCUGGCUCAUUAAAACUGCUUCGUGAGGACUUGAGUUCUUUACCUCAGCACGUGGUCCACAACGUCUUCUUUGAGUUCUCCACUGCUCUGGCCUGCAUGCCUGCUCCAGUUGACUGCCAGAUCAUUGAUUCCCAUGGUAAUGAGUACGACCUGAGUCACCUGAUCCGGGAUGGAGAGGACAGCCCCUGGAUCGCCGUAGAUACAGAUGCUGUCAAAUCACGCAGCUUUUACAUCAAUGUCUGCGAACCUCUUCCUCCUCUGAACAACUGUCCAGUGGGUCCUUUGGGUGCUUGUGGUGUGAUUGAUGGGAAGAGUUACAACCUGGGUUACAUCCAGUCCAGACCGCAGGUGGCAGAGGAUGGCUCCAUCAGCAUCGUGUACCAGAACGGAGACCAGUGUGGUUCCGAAUCGCGCUACUCAACGCGCAUCAUCUUGCAGUGUGAUGACAACCCAGGCUCCCCCAUGUUUGACCGUAAAGAUGGUUGUGAAUAUGUCUUUAUCUGGAGGACAUCUGAGGCCUGCCCCAUCAGGAAGUCUCAAGGUGAUAACUGCCGUGUUCGUGACCCCAAGAGUGGCUUUGAGUUUAACCUGAGCUCUCUGAAGGGUCAAGAUUACCCCGUCCACAGUGAUGCCUAUAUCUACCACCUGUCGGUGUGCGGGGGACUCAAGAGAGGCAUCUGCACCCACAAAGACACAGGCAAUGCAUCUGUCUCUUCCUGCCAGGUGAAGGGAGAAACCCACAAGAUUGCAGGAAUGGCAAGCCAGGUUCUGAGUUACGUGGGAGACCAGCUCAUCCUGAACUACACUAAUGGAGAGGUCUGUCACAAGAUAUACAAUAGAUCCACCGAGAUCUACUUCUCCUGCCACCCUGACAGGGAUCCUGGAACGCCAGAGUUCAUCAAGGAGACUCCAGACUGUACCUACCUGUUCAGAUGGCCCACUGCUCUGGCCUGCAUCCCAGUCAAAACCAGCAGCUGCUCCUACAAUGAUGACCAGGGCCACUCGUACGACCUCUCCCCUCUGGCUAUGAACUCUCGAAACUGGGAGGUGGAGCACUAUACGGGGGACACGAAGACACGUUUUUACAUCAACGUCUGCAGGUCACUGGUGCAGCAGGGAGGUUCAUGGAAGUGUCCCUCCAGUGCGGCGUCCUGUGUGAAGGUUGGAGAUGACUAUGUGAGUCUGGGGCAGGUGGAGUCUGGUCCUACAUGGGACAGACAUGUUCUGAAGCUGCAGUACACCAGCGGCCAGGCGUGUCCCGAUGGAAGCCGCAACAGGAGCAGCAUCAUCCGCUUCAAGUGUGACAAAGACAAAGUGGACUCCCGGCCUACUCUGAUCUCAGCCAUUGAGGACUGUGUGUACAACUUCCUCUGGUUAACAGCUGCUGCCUGCCCUCUAAACAGCACCCAACACAACAACUGCAUGGUCACCAACCCUGCUACAGGUCAUUUGUUUGAUCUCAACACCCUGACAAAGGAAGGAGGUUACACUGUGUACGAUCAUGAGGAACACAGGAAGAUGUUCCGCAUGAACAUCUGUGGAAGCGUUCCCAAUGCUGGAUGCAGCCCUGAAACCGCUGUGUGUAUUAAGAAUGCCACGACUGCGGUGAACGGCGGGCAGGUGAGCAGCAAACUCUCAUACAAGGAUCACGUUCUGGAGCUGACGUACGAAGGAGGAAGUUCCUGCCCAGCAAACCCCGACCUUAAACACAACACCAUCAUCAACUUCAUCUGCAGGCCACCUGACAUGGGCUCGGCCCCUUCAGAGCCUGUUCUCAUCGACACCGACGAUAACACUUGCACACACUUCUUCUCUUUCCACACACACCUGGUCUGCGAACAGCCAGUAAAGUGUUCAGUCCAGAACGGCUCUGCUCUUAUUGACUUGACUCCUCUGAUUCAUGUCAGUGGAUACUACACAGCAACAGACGAGACAGUGGACCUAAGUGACGGAUCUCCAGACUUCUACAUCAACAUCUGUCAGCCUCUAAACCCCAUCCCCGGGGUCACCUGCCCCGCUGGAGCUGCCGUCUGUAUAGAUCCUGAUAAUGGACCUCCUGUGGAUAUUGGGCGAACUACCAGCGGCCCUGAGAUCAAUAAUGCAACAGGGGAAGUGUCCAUCACUUACAGCAGCUCCACCAAGUGUGCGGCAGAUCCCGCACAGAACUACACUUCGACCAUCAUCUUUACCUGCCAGAGAGGCCUGGAGCUGGGCUCUCCACAAAUGCUGAAGCUGCAGGAAUGUGUCUAUUUGUUUGAGUGGGCGACCCCUAUAGUCUGUUCAGAUGCCACCCACACAAACACCAGCGGUUGCCAGCUCACAGACUCCCAGCUCCAGUACACCUUUGACCUGUCCACCCUCUCUGGUGACGUCCAGGUACUGACGGGCUCCAGCAUCUACCACAUCAACGUCUGCGGCUCAGUGGCAGAGCCGGCCUGUAAAAAGAGCACGGUUUGCCGGGUGUCUGGUUCUGGUUCAGACAAGUCAGCCUCAUCAUUUGGCAUCAGCAAGGCCAUGACGAUGGACUUCAAACAUGACGAGCAGGCCGUACUGAUGCAGUACGGUGGAGGAGAUGCAUGUCCACCAGUGACCAAUGAGGGUGAAGUGUGCGUGUUCCCCUUCACUCUCAUGAAGAAGUCGUACACAGAGUGCACCAAAGAGGGAAGGACAGACGGCAAAAUUUGGUGUGCGACCACUGCCAACUAUGACACGGACAAGAAGUGGGGAUUCUGCAAUGCAGUUUCUGGUAAGCGUCAGUCCUCCAUAUUGUUUACCUGCGACCAGUCUGCAGGCCACGGCUUGCCACAGCUGCUCUCGGAGACGGAGGGUUGUUCAGCCACUUUUCAGUGGCGCACCAGUGCUGUUUGUCCACCGGUGAAGAUGGAGUGUAAGCUGGUCAGCCAGCAUCAGACCUUCGACCUCCGAACCCUGUCCUCCCUCACUGAGCCGUGGAAGUUUAGCCACCGAGGAGAUUCGUAUUAUAUCAACCUGUGUCAGGGUAUCCACGGUGGGUUGCCAGGUUGUCCAGAAGGAGCAACCGUAUGCCGACGCUCAGCAGCAGGAGUGACCCAGACCCUGGGCCGAGUUUAUACUCAGAAAAUGAGCUACACUGAUGGAAAGAUCUCUGUCAGUUACUCAGCGGGGGAAGAUGUCUGUGGUAACGGCGUGAAGGCCAAGACUGUGAUCCAGCUGAGCUGUGGCUCCACCGUUGGACAUCCAGCACUCAUCCGUGUUGAUGAGCCUUCAUGCGAGUUUGUGAUUGGCUGGGAGACUCGCUCGGCGUGUGCGGUAAAGCAGCGUGAGGUGGUGAUGGUGAAUGGGACGAUACAGAUUCCUGACACUGGAGCCAGCCUCAGUCUGGGAGCGCUCUACUUCAGCCAGCAUCAGGCGUCCGGAGACAUCCGUCCAAACGGUGACCGCUACAUUUACCACAUUCAGUUGUCCGGCAUCACCAACAACUCCCUGCCCACCUGUCUCGGUGCCAACAUCUGCCAGGUCAAACUCGACGCGUCAUACAGACGCAGGAUUGGCUCCUCCAGCAUGGCCAAGUACUACAUUAAAGGAGGAAACCUAGAUGUGAUGGUGCCCUCUGAGUCGAAGUGUGGGCGAGAGAAAACCAAAAUGGUGUCAUCCACCAUCAUGUUCCACUGUAACCCCUCGGCAGGCGUCGGCAUCCCCGAGUUUAUGCUGGAGACGGAUGAAUGCCAGUAUCUGUUUGUGUGGCACACCGACGCUGUGUGUGGUCUCACAACUGUUAACACACAGACAGAUGACGGCGACAGCGGCGAGCCGCCAGGCAGGCAAAGCAAGGCGGCGGGGGUGAUGCUGAGCCUCCUGUUGGUGGGUCUGUGUGUCUGUCUGCUGGGGCUUUUGCUCCACAAGAGAGAGAGGAGAGAGCUGGUGAUCCAGAAGGUUGCUGGCUGCUGCAGGAGAGGAAACCAAGUCUCCUAUAAAUAUUCAAAGGUCAACAUGGACGAAGAAGGGGGUGAAGAAGAGAUGGAGUGGCUGAUGGAGGAGCUCGAAGCCCCUCCCACGUCCUCCUCCUCAUCUACCCACCGAGGGAAGAGUAACCACGGCAACGGUCACAUCAAGACCAAGCCGGUGAACACGGACGGUCUGCGUUCGUUCUCGCUGGACGAGCAGGACGAGGAUGACGACAGCGAGGACGAGGUUCUGAGCGUCCCGGGGGUGCGAGUGGUCAAAUCCUCCUCCGGACUCUCCAGGCACUCUUCAGCCCAUCGCAGCCCCUUCCUUCAGGAGGAGAGUGAUGAGGACCUGGUCGGCCUCCUGGACGAGUCGGAGAGGAAGAGGAAGAGCAAGAGCAGCAAACCUCGCUCCUCAGGCCUUAAUCACGGUAACGACACGGCAGGCAAUAGGAAACGGGACGAGGAUGACAGUGACGAGGACCUCCUCAGGGUGUGAUGUCACUUCCUCCAUCCCUCUCCUCCCCACAACCAAUCUGAACUCUUCUCUCUCAGUGAAUGUCUCCAGAACAGCAACAAUGAAAUACAAACAACAUAGAAAGCAGAAAACCUUUCCUCUCUUAUGGGAUUUUUGUUUUGUUGGACUGCACCUUCACUCGGCCUCAGACUCUCUCCAGUCCACUGUCUACGGACUGUCGAUGUUGGCAAAUGGUUUCUUAUUUAUUGAUAGCUGAUUAUUUGUGUAAGUGUUCUGCAGGCCGUUUUGGACCUAUACCCUAUUUUCUUAAUUCUGAAAUGAAAUAGUAAGUUGCUUUACUAUAGUUACUUCAGUCUUAACCAUGAGUCUCUAAUAUAGACUCUAAAAAUUAACCCCAGAGGCUCAAUAAGCUUUCUCAACGUGUUGACUCUGCAAUGUCAGUGAAAAGAUGUCAAUUAAAUAUUUUUCCUUUCUUCUAGAGUUUUUUGAAAUUAAGUUGUGCCAUUGCUUUAGCACUUUAUUGUAGCGUUGAAUAACUGACAAUAAUGCUGUCGACACUGAAAAGAAAACUUGGGCUACAUUUGGAGUUGAUUUUUGGUUUAGAUUUUUGAUGUCCAGGACUGUAUUUCAUAACUGUGGUGAGACGUACAGUUAAGUAGCUCAAUAGUGAAACAAUUCGGCAGAUUUUGGGAUAAAAACAACAGCUAUCAAAGAAACGAGAAGGGGGGUAAAUGGGUUCAGUUCCCUGGACGGCGGCAGUGAAGGUGUCGUCUUGUGUUGUUUCAAAAAGGGAAUGAAGACACCCGUUUGUCUUUUCUUGCUGUUUACAGUUGCUAUAAUAGCAGAUGUUUCCUCUUUCUUUCCCCUCGAAAAGAAAGCGCAAUGCCUUCCUGAUGAUGAACUUACUUUGCAUUUUCAUCGAUGAAUCAUGUCCGAUGACAAAUUGAUUUUUUUUGUCUUGCUUUGAUCAGAGACAUUGUACAUAGAGGAUAAUGUUCAAUAAUAUGGACGUUUUGUUUGUUUGUUGUCUUCACCGGUGAAUUGCUCACACAUUUAUUUUUAUGAUUAUUUAAAUUGUUGUCUGAUCCGUCCGAGUCUCUGUUCUGUUUCGAAAAAUAGAGAUGGCCUUAAGUGUGAAUGGAUGGUCGACGAGGACAGAGGUUGAAAGUGAAACUUGAGAUGUUAGUUUAGGUUGUGUGUGUCCCGUCCCCCCCCCCGCCAAAGCCAUAUUUCUCCUACCACCGCUGGCACUAAUGUAUGGAAGUUGGGAAUUAUGUUUUCCGCUUGCACGCUCUCGUACAUUACAUUAAAGUCUCAGUUUUGGUAUUCAGGUCUGUGAUUGUGGAUGUUGCUGCAUAAAAAGUGAGAUUUUAACUGGGUAAAGCCAAGUUUUUGCAGUGCCGAAAUCAGCCAUUUUUAGCCAAAUGCAUGUGACGACAAGACAAAAGAAAGAAGUAAAGCAUUAAUGUAUCAAGAAUGCAGGCAGUUUACUUACAUUUUAGACAUUUUCUGCUUAAUAAUCAAACUAGUGGUUUUACAAAAGAUGUCGGUAAUGAUAGGAGAUGCAAGGUCAAGAUAUUUUGGUAUAGUACCGGUAAAUCAAACUGACUGCAGUGUUGCCACAUAAGAGUGAUGUGAGUAAGCCUACACAGUAUAAACGCAGAGUAUUUGUGUGCCGUCCCACUUGCAAGUUCUUCUCUUUGGUCCCAGACAAAGAAGUUGUUGUGAAGUUGUCUUUUAAGUUUACACAAUUAGGAAGCAGACUUGAUGAAUUUACAAACUCACAAAUAGCUAAUGAAAAUAUUCUUUAGUUGCAGACUAUCCAUCUACUUAUAUCCAUAAACAUGGAAUGGGACUUUCAGAAAAUGCACAACCCUGGGAGAACACCUAUUGAUUUUUUUUUAUUGAUUUGCAAUCAUAAACAUAGAGCGCUCACACAGACUAAAUAUGUAUUAGAUUAUGUCCAUUGGUUACAUUUUGUACACUACAAAGGGGAAUGACAGUAAAUUCACUUAGGGUUUUUUUCUGAGUAUUCAAUCCACCGAAACUAAAGUUAUUUAUUUAGUUUUUAAUUAAUUAUGAAUUGCUAUUGCUAAAAUAUCGUAUCGAUCAAUAAAGAAGGGUCACCAUUCAGGGUAUUUUUAAAGCUUUCUACACACGUUUUUGUAGGAUGCCACUUGUCCAAAAAAUGACAAAAGGAUAAAAAACAAUAUCUUGAAAUUGGAAACAGUAUUUUAUAUGGAUACAUUUGGGAUGCGCCAUAAUAUUUAACAAAUGGAGAACAUCAUCAUGCUCCUGUCCCUGUGCUGUGGGUGUUCAGUAACUUGUUUUACUGUGUUAUUAUCUCUGUGAUCACAAACUAAAAUGGAACUUUUCAGAAGCAAUUUUUUGGCUAAAAUUGUCAGACUCCAGAAAGGUCAAGAAGAACUAAAGCUUUGUUCACAUUAUCUUAUCAUGUAAUCUGUUAAUUUUUAAAGGUCUGUUGUAGUCAUAUCAUUAAACGACUCAUCUGAAAUUGUGUUUUACUCAAAGUGAAAUCUACCAUUGAGAGCAUAAACAACGAGGUGCAGGUUUCCAAAGAACAGUUCAAUUAGUGCAGUUACAAGUGAAAUGUCAACUAUCCAUAUUUAUUAUUACAUUAACCUUUAAAAGUCUAGCAAGAGUUGAAAUGAAAUCAAGCUUAUUGUUGGCUGACAUUAAUUUUAAAGAUUUAUUCAGCAUGUGGACCUCAGUGGUUUUUACUUGCUGACCCUGUUAGAAGGAGCUUUGAACUACAUCUACCUGUGUUUGGCACUUUGUAUUCAACUCAUGUCUCCAGAGGAGACGUCGUAGCACUCCUCAUUACAGAGAAGCAGAUGGUAUUGUUUAGUAUGUGAAGUCCUUUUUUUUGCCAUCGUUGCAUAAAGUCUGUUUCUGCUGUAUUUAGCAACCAAAGUUAGUGCGGCUCAUCUGCAUGGUACUGUACUGAACCUUCUCGUUCCUAUGGAGAUAUUAAUGGACAUUCUUGUGCUUUUUUUGUCUACGCACGAGCAGAGAACUGCUUUGGGUUACGUGAAACUAAUUCAAUUUAAUCCAGACAAACAAGCUUGGAGAAUGUAGUGACAAAGAAAGUACAAGAAAUUUUCUGUCAUGAUUCGGGACUGUGGGAGAUCAUUAUUAUGUUUUAGUUGGUGUACGUUAUAUUGUUUGAUAUGUUUUCUCAGCUUUUCUGCUUGUUUUCCUAUUUAAAGAAACAUUGAUGUAAAAAAUAUUGCAUUAUUUGAAUAAAUAAGAUCCGCUGUUUAA